Saccharomycopsis crataegensis is the source of this 723-nucleotide messenger RNA. It is a transcript of the gene YUH1, whose product is annotated as ubiquitin-specific protease YUH1. The record is from RefSeq and is a predicted model, not a curated record. Bases 1 to 723 code for a protein of 240 amino acids. Gene Ontology annotation, molecular function: cysteine-type deubiquitinase activity. Gene Ontology annotation, cellular component: cytoplasm. The transcript has a single exon. Lineage: Eukaryota; Fungi; Ascomycota; Saccharomycetes; Ascoideales; Saccharomycopsidaceae. Gene Ontology annotation, biological process: ubiquitin-dependent protein catabolic process; protein deubiquitination.
AUGCCCUCGAGAUCAGUUGUCCCAUUGGAAUCAGAUCCUUCAAUCUUCACCAAUUUGGCCCAUUCGUUAGGGGUUUCUCAACAUAUUGAAUUCACGGACAUUUACUCGUUGACCGACCCUGAUCUUACAAGCUUUAUUCCUAGACCCAUCAAGGCCAUCGUUCUUUUGUUCCCUAUUGAUGACGCUUUCGAAACAUUAAAGAAGCAAGAAGAUUCUAGCCGCAACGCCUACGAAAUUCCUAGCAACCCCCAAGAUGAGAAAAUUUACUGGUUUCCUCAACGAAUCAAGAACGCUUGUGGGUUAUACGCUUUGCUCCAUGCGGUUUCCAACACCGCCACCCCAGGUAAUGGAGGUUUAGUACCAGACUCUAAAUUGGCAACCCUCUUGGGCAAAUUGCAAUCGACGCGUGAUUUUGACUCAAGAACCUUGUUGAUUGGACAAUUAGAAGGCGAGUAUACUGAAGCGGCGCAAGAUGGACAAACUGAAGCGCCACAACCGGACGAUGAGGUUGGUUUACAUUUCAUCAGUUUUGUCUAUAAUGCCAAAGAUAACCAUUUAUACGAAUUGGACGGGAGAAGAAACGGACCGAUUGAUUUAGGAGAAAGCGGUGCCGAUGGGGAUUUAUUGGAGGAAGCUCUGGUGGUUGACAAGAUUCAGCAUUAUAUGGAGAUUGCCAAUGAACAAAACCAAUUGAAAUUCAAUUUGAUGGGGUUGAUUGCUUGA